AUGGGCGAGGACGGCAUAAAACUGCUUCAGCAGAGGCUGGCCGAACGAACCCGCGAACAUAAAGCAACGCGAGAAGCAGCCCUAGAGAGCAAAUUUCGUAAGCUGCCUGCUCCAAUGUCAUCCAAGAACGACAAACUGGUGCACAACUUGUCGUCAAAGGAGCUGACGGAGGAACAAAUGCAGGUUUUACGGCAUGAGGCCUCAUUCAACACAGCCGAUGCCAAACCUGCCAACAUGAUCGCAGCAGUGGAAUCAAUCCUCAGCCAGACGGGAGCGACAGACGAAACGAAGAACCUCAUUCGACACCAAGUGUCCUCCCUCCUCAUGGCUCAUAGGCCGCGCGAUGUGCUUUCCAAGGUCGAGCGCGAUGCACUUAAGGAACUCAGGGCCGACAAGGACCUCGUUAUCGUGCCUGCGGACAAGGGGCGUUCAACGGUCGUAUUGGACAGGACAGACUACAAUCAAAAGGUCAAAAGCUUGUUGGAGGAUCGUCAGUCCUAUGUCCCAUGCGAAUCCAACCCCAUGAAAACGCUGACACGCGAGAUUAACGCGACGCUGUUGGCAAUGGAGAACUCGGGUGCAAUAUCGCCAAUCGACCGACGCAUGGCGAGAGCACAAGAAACGGCCCUAGCCCGAUUCUACGGUCUCCCAAAAGUGCACAAAGAGGGCGCUCCUCUCCGGCCUAUCGUAUCACUAAAGGGCACUCCAACCUACGGACUGGCAAAGUGGCUGUUCCAACGUCUCAAGUUUCUGACCUCCGAUUCGAACACCACAGUCAGCUCGUCAACACAAUUCUUGGAGAAACUUAAAGGAGUAAGUCUCCUGCCAAGCGAUAUCAUGGUUUCCUUUGAUGUCACGUCCCUUUUUACUUCUAUCCCACAGGACCUGGCAGUCGAGACAAUCGAACUACUCCUACGAGAGAAGUACGACGAAACGGAGAAUCGCCUCGGACACGCCCAAAUCAUCCAGCUCCUGAAGUUCUGUCUCAAGACGUACUUUACAUUUGACGGAACAAUCUACGAGCAGGUGAAGGGAACGCCAAUGGGUUCGCCGAUUUCGGGACUCAUAGCCGAGGCGGUCCUUUAA
Spirometra erinaceieuropaei is the source of this 1086-nucleotide messenger RNA. The record is from the annotation of a GenBank genome assembly. NCBI's taxonomy places the organism in Eukaryota, Metazoa, Platyhelminthes, Cestoda, Diphyllobothriidea, Diphyllobothriidae.